Messenger RNA from Caenorhabditis elegans, 1980 nucleotides. RefSeq names its product AP-2 complex subunit mu (gene dpy-23). Gene Ontology annotation, cellular component: clathrin adaptor complex; plasma membrane; membrane. Bases 18 to 1343 code for a protein of 441 amino acids. NCBI's taxonomy places the organism in Eukaryota, Metazoa, Nematoda, Chromadorea, Rhabditida, Rhabditidae. Gene Ontology annotation, biological process: vesicle-mediated transport; intracellular protein transport. The transcript has 11 exons. The record is from RefSeq and is marked reviewed.
UUUCAGCAAACUCGGGGAUGAUUGGUGGAUUGUUCGUUUACAAUCACAAAGGAGAAGUGCUCAUUUCGAGAAUCUAUCGAGACGAUGUAACCCGGAACGCAGUCGACGCCUUCCGAGUCAACGUCAUCCAUGCCCGACAGCAAGUUCGCUCGCCAGUCACCAACAUGGCUCGUACUUCGUUCUUCCAUGUGAAGCGUGGCAACGUCUGGAUUUGUGCGGUGACACGUCAAAAUGUCAACGCUGCCAUGGUUUUUGAGUUCUUGAAACGCUUCGCCGACACCAUGCAGUCUUACUUUGGAAAACUGAACGAGGAGAAUGUGAAGAACAACUUUGUGUUGAUUUAUGAGUUGCUCGACGAGAUUCUCGACUUUGGAUACCCCCAGAAUACGGACCCUGGUGUGCUGAAAACUUUCAUCACCCAGCAAGGAGUCAGAACAGCUGAUGCUCCUGUCCCAGUGACCAAAGAGGAGCAGUCACAAAUCACGUCUCAAGUGACUGGCCAAAUUGGAUGGCGUCGGGAGGGUAUUAAGUACCGCCGAAAUGAGCUCUUCCUGGAUGUUAUUGAAUAUGUCAACUUGCUCAUGAAUCAACAAGGACAAGUAUUAUCUGCUCAUGUUGCCGGAAAAGUUGCGAUGAAAUCCUAUUUGAGUGGAAUGCCGGAGUGCAAAUUUGGCAUCAACGACAAAAUUACCAUCGAAGGAAAGUCGAAGCCAGGAAGUGAUGAUCCAAACAAAGCAAGCCGUGCCGCAGUGGCCAUUGAUGACUGUCAAUUCCACCAAUGCGUGAAGCUGACGAAAUUUGAGACGGAGCACGCGAUUUCUUUUAUCCCACCGGACGGCGAGUACGAGCUGAUGAGAUACCGUACCACUAAGGAUAUCCAACUGCCAUUCCGUGUGAUCCCAUUGGUUCGUGAAGUGUCUCGUAACAAGAUGGAAGUUAAGGUUGUCGUCAAGUCUAACUUCAAGCCAUCCCUUCUUGCUCAAAAGCUCGAAGUUCGCAUUCCAACCCCACCAAAUACAUCCGGCGUUCAACUUAUUUGCAUGAAGGGAAAAGCCAAGUACAAGGCAGGCGAGAAUGCCAUUGUGUGGAAAAUAAAGCGUAUGGCCGGAAUGAAGGAAAGCCAAAUUUCUGCGGAAAUCGAUCUUCUCUCAACUGGAAACGUUGAGAAGAAGAAAUGGAAUCGCCCACCGGUCAGCAUGAACUUUGAGGUUCCGUUUGCUCCAUCUGGACUCAAAGUUCGCUACUUGAAGGUGUUUGAGCCAAAACUGAACUAUUCGGAUCAUGACGUCAUCAAAUGGGUUCGUUACAUUGGAAGAUCGGGACUGUAUGAAACCAGAUGCUAGAACUUCACCCAACCCUUUCUAUCUUCAUUUGCUCCCCAGCCGUCAAGCUUGAACAUUUGCUCAUUCUCGGUUCCAAGUGUUAAAUAUUAUUUAUUUGCUUCAUACAAUUUUUAAUUUUUUGUAAUAUUUUUGUAUUAUUUUCCAAAUUUCAUAAUGUAGAGUCAUCGCAGCAUUACAGUACUGUAAGAGUUGUUUUCAAUUUAUAAGAACUAUUAGAUCUUUAGACGUCUCGAUAAGCAUUUUCGCAUGCUUAUAAUUCCAUGCAUUUUCCGUGCCAAAAUUCAAAAACCCCCGCCCCACCCCGUUCCAUCUUUAUUUAUUGUCAGUGUAAAAUUUCAAAAUUUCUGGAAUCUUUUUCCAUCAUAAAAUUCACUUCAAAACGUCUUCUGAACCCCGUUGGAGCAAUAACAUUUUUAAAAUAUUUUUUUCAUUUACCUUUUCUUCAUAAUUCAUCAUAAUUUAUUGUAACGGCUUAAUUUGAUAUAUUGUUCUUUCUACAUUCCAUUUUUUGUCUCUCUCUCAAAAAUUUUCAAAUUUCUAUUGUUCAUUUCUCAUUUCUAGGUCCGCAAUUCAAUAAGUUUGUAAUUCAAAUGAAUAGCAUAAUAUUUAUUUUAAAUAAAAGUUUUUUUUAUUAAUA